This is a messenger RNA of Dendrobium catenatum, 860 nucleotides long. Its product is annotated as tetratricopeptide repeat protein 5-like. NCBI's taxonomy places the organism in Eukaryota, Viridiplantae, Streptophyta, Magnoliopsida, Asparagales, Orchidaceae. The record is from RefSeq and is a predicted model, not a curated record. The coding region runs from base 369 to 860 and encodes 163 amino acids. Gene Ontology annotation, molecular function: protein binding. The transcript has 5 exons.
GGUAAGUAUGUAAAUCCCUUGAGAUAUCUCAAAUGAAGAAUGGCUGUUGAAGCAGAAAUCCGGAGGCGCAUAAAAGGGUUGCGGUUGCUCAAAUUUGUGCUUAUAAAUCUGCGUUAAUGGCGGACAAAAAUGAUAGUUUGCUAUUUCAUUAGACAUGUAUAUAUUUCUUCAUUCUGCAGAAAUUCGUACAGAACUUGUGUGAGCGACGCUCUAAACGCCGCUCCCUGACCAACUCUCGGCUUUCGGAGUUCCGAUAAGCUUCCACACCACUCCACAGCCCGAAGUAUGUGAUGACAGAAUGUUGCACCAUUGGAGAUGAUUUUACAUAGAUCCUGUGCAUUGCAGUGGUGAAGCUCAUCUCAUUACGGAUGGCUCAGUUGGUGGAGACAACCGGUAGUGGUGGGCUGCCUGAAAUUUCACCAAUUUGGAUUGUAGAGUUCGCUGUAGAUGAACUCUAUGACAUCCGGGAUACAUUCUUCCCCAAGGACCAGAUGGAGAAGACUGCUCGUUUACAAAAGUAUGCUGAUGCUGCUCUUGCUCUUGUGGAGAGAGUCAUCCCACAAGAACUAAGGAAAUCAACAUCACAGCGUGCACAAUAUGAAUUCUUAAGAGGAAAAAUACUGGAUGUAUUUCCUUAUUAUCAAAAAGAAGCGGAAGAUCAUUUGUCAAAAGCAGUUAAACUGAAUCCAUCUCUUGCAGAUGCAUGGCUAUGCUUAGGUAAUUGCAUCUGGAAGAAGGGAGAUCUACCCUCUUCAAAGAACUGCUUUUCUUUAGCACUAAGCAAGGGCCCAAACAAGAAAAUACUUUGCCAGCUGUCAAUGCUUGAGAGAAGCAUGGCUCAAGGCAAGAUUAAUCUUUAA